AUGUCGAACCUCGCCAACUAUCAACGUAUCGAAAAUUUUAGCGAAGUAAAUCUUCCUAUUGACUCGGAACAUGACCAUAGAGCUCCUGUUAAAGCAUUUGACCGGCGUAGAUACGGAGCUCGCAUAUCGACAGCCUACUGGCUUGUCGUCAUUUUCGCUGCCUCUCUAGUAACCGCACUGCCAGUUGGUAUAUUAUGCUUCCGCUGGGGACGGCAUAUGCAAGAGAUUCACCAGACACAACUAAAUUGGUUUCCUCCGCCAGGACAUCUUCAUACUGUCUUUCGGAGGCAAGCGUUGUUUGCUCUACGACCGGAUAACAUAUCUGAAGCGCUAUGGACUUCGCUUUUCCCUAGGGGUGACGGAUUCAUCAAGCACCCUGAAUUGUCGCCUGAGCCCACAUGCCUAGCUGUAUAUCACCAACUUCACUGUCUCGACGCCAUCCGGAGUGGCUAUUGGGCUGCCAUAGAUGGUAUUGAGCCAAACCACCAUGCGAGGCCUGCUCAUGUCCGUCACUGUAUUGACUAUUUACGUCAAUCACUUAUGUGCCAUGCGGACACAAACCUUGAGUCGAUAAACCCGGAUUUGGGGGGUGUUACUGGCUUUGAUUCAGAGAGAACGUGCCGCAAUUAUGAUCGUGUAACUGCUUGGGCUGAUAGGUGGAGAGCAAGAGAUUGAUGGAUGGGUGAAUUGAAGAUCGAAGAUCAGGUAUUGGGUGAUUUUCUCUAAGGGAUAUAAUUUCAUGGGCAGGACUCUUUUGUAGUGCUAUGUAUAGUACUAGAUAGUCAAUCACUGGCCUACAUAUGUAGAAAAGGGGAUACAUCCAUUCAUCAAUGACG
This is a messenger RNA of Annulohypoxylon truncatum, 836 nucleotides long. RefSeq lists its product as uncharacterized. NCBI's taxonomy places the organism in Eukaryota, Fungi, Ascomycota, Sordariomycetes, Xylariales, Hypoxylaceae. The transcript has 4 exons. Bases 1 to 675 code for a protein of 224 amino acids. Gene Ontology annotation, biological process: mycotoxin biosynthetic process. The record is from RefSeq and is a predicted model, not a curated record.